Molecule: messenger RNA, 2036 nt
Organism: Rhododendron vialii
Lineage: Eukaryota; Viridiplantae; Streptophyta; Magnoliopsida; Ericales; Ericaceae
Product: protein PLASTID TRANSCRIPTIONALLY ACTIVE 14
Exons: 13
Coding region: 199-1689 (496 amino acids)
Biological process (GO): thylakoid membrane organization; chloroplast organization; plastid transcription
Cellular component (GO): chloroplast thylakoid; plastid-encoded plastid RNA polymerase complex
Molecular function (GO): protein binding; protein-lysine N-methyltransferase activity
Source: RefSeq, a predicted model, not a curated record
AAUGUUUUUCAGUGAGAGGAUAGCGUUUUUCCCCCCUUUUCGACUGCAACUCUCACCUCUCCUGCUUCGCUUUUGCCUCUUCCUUCCGACCUCUCCCUUUUCGCAAGCAAUCCCAGCCAGAUAACACCCAAUAAAACCAUUUGAAACAUCACUCCUCACACCUUUGAAUUACAAUACGCACGCAUACAUUUACUUGUAAUGGCUUCCGCCGUUCUUCUCCAGCUACCCGCCCAUCUUUUCUUCUCCGAUCUCCAGUUAUCCAAAGGGGCUUUUAGUGCUUCCGGGCAUGGAUGGAGAUUAUCAGGAGGGUCCAUUAUCACGAAUGGCACCGGCGAAAGCAAGAGAAUUCGACCCAUCCGAGCUUCCUCGGCUGUUACAAACCUUCCUUCUCCUCCUGUUGCUUCAGCCCGUCUCUCUCAGCCUCCCCCGGAGCCCGAUGAUUCUGAGUUGGAGCCAGCCGACCCCGAUUUCUAUAGGAUAGGAUAUGUUCAAAGUGUUAGAGCUUAUGGAAUCGAAUUCAAGGAAGGACCCGAUGGCUUUGGAGUCUACGCAUCAAAGGAUAUUGAGGCAACUCGUCGCGCUAGGGUGAUCAUGGAAGUUCCAUUAGAAUUGAUGUUAACAAUAAGUAAGGAGUUCCCGUGGAUGUUUUUCCCUGAUAUAAUACCUAUUGGUCAUCCCAUAUUUGAUAUCAUUAACUCAACUAAUCCAAAGACAGAUUGGGACCUUAGGUUAGCAUGUCUUCUUUUAUUUGCACUCGACCUACAAGGUAACUUUUGGCAGUUAUAUGGUGACUUUUUGCCAAGCGCUGAUGAAUGCACUAGCUUGCUCCUGGCUACGGAGGAGGACCUUUUGGAGCUACACGACCAUAAACUUGCUUCAACUAUGAGGGAACAGCAGCGACGAGCCUUGGAAUUUUGGCAAAAGAAUUGGCACUCUGUUGUACCUCUUAAAAUAAUGCGCCUUGCUCGCGAACCAGAGAGAUUCCUUUGGGCAGUGGGUAUGGCACAAUCUCGAUGCAUUAACUUCAAACCGAGGAUUGGUGCACUAAUUAAAGAUAGAAACAUGUUAAUCCCUUAUGCCGACAUGCUAAACCAUUCAUUUCAGCCAAAUUGUUUUUUCCAUUGGCGUUUUAAGGACCGCAUGCUUGAGGUGAUGAUAAAUGCUGGACAACGGGUUGGAAAAGGAGAAGAGCUAACAGUCAAUUACAUGAGUUCACAGAAGAACGACAUGUUCAUGCAAAGAUAUGGAUUUUCAUCGCCGGUGAACCCCUGGGAGGUGAUCCAGUUCUCUGGCGACGCAAAGAUUCAUCUGGAUUCCUUCUUGUCAGUCUUCAAUAUAUCUGGUCUUCCCGGGGAAUAUUACCAUAACAGUCAGUUAGGGAGUGAUGCUGAGGGCUUCAUUGACGGAGCAGUGCUAGCAGCGGUGAGGACAUUGCCCACUUGGUCGGACGGGGCUGUGCCUCCGAUCCCAAGUGCUGAAAGGAAAGCGGUGAAGGAGUUACAGGAAGAAUGCAGGCAGAGGCUUACAGAAUUCCCCACUACUGCUGAGCAAGACAUGCAUAUCCUAGACUCUAUGCCAGAAGCUAGGAGGACACUUGAAGCUGCAAUCAAGUAUAGAUUACACAGGAAAAGUUUCAUAGAGAAAGUCAUCCGGGCAUUGGAUAUUUAUCGGGACCGGAUAUUGUUCUAAUCACCUCGGAAGUCCCAGACGAUUCUGGUUAAAUUGCCAAAACAGGCACUGUGUUUUAAGUAUACAUGGGCAAUUGGAGUAACUCCUCCAUGUUUUAUCUUGCGAAACUCAUAUGUGGAGUAACUGGUUAUGUUCGAGUAUGGGAUAGUGCAGUUAGGUAAUUUUGUCAUUUCUUCGGAAUUUCAUUUCAUCAUUCAUUUUGCUAAUGCCCGUUUGUUGAACAAGGUAUGUUUCAGCACAAGGAAUUGGCCUCUGGAUGAUAGCUUACGUAGGAUUGUUGAAAAAGCUGAAUCUUUGCUGGGAAAUUAGAGAAACUUAAGUAAUUAAGAAGAAAACUGCAAGAAAAA